ACCAUCCAACAAUCAACAUAGAUUUUCGCGUUUCACCACCAAUCGUAAUUUCCAACCUCUUUCCCGAUCCUGCACGCGUAGUUGAAGCCUGUGUUUUUCAGCAAGAUUUCUUCAAUUUUAUCCAAUAGUUCUCCAAAAUGACCUGUAAGCGGAGGAAUGCUGGACGGUCCAAACAUGGACGUGGUCAUGUCAAACCUGUUCGUUGCACUAACUGUGCCAGAUGUGUACCAAAAGACAAAGCUAUCAAGAAAUUCGUCAUUCGUAACAUCGUAGAGGCUGCAGCUGUCCGUGAUAUCACUGAAGCUAGUGUUUACCAGUCCUACCAACUCCCCAAAUUGUACGCCAAGCUCCACUACUGUGUAUCAUGCGCCAUUCACUCAAAAGUAGUCCGAAACAGGAGUAAAGCCACCAGACGUAUCAGGACACCACCACAACGUGCUUUCAACAGGAGUGAUGCCAACAGGCAAGGAGGUCCCCAAGUCAGGAAGUAAUUUGGCUUCAUUCAGAAGAAAACUUUGACGACCGCAAAAUGAAAUUGUAUCAUUAAGUUAACUAAGUCUAUGUUUUAUUAUUCUUGAAUAAAGUUUCUUUUAUACAAGCCA
Bemisia tabaci is the source of this 602-nucleotide messenger RNA. RefSeq names its product ribosomal protein S26 (gene RpS26). Gene Ontology annotation, cellular component: cytosolic small ribosomal subunit; ribosome. Gene Ontology annotation, molecular function: structural constituent of ribosome; mRNA binding. The record is from RefSeq and is a predicted model, not a curated record. Gene Ontology annotation, biological process: translation. Lineage: Eukaryota; Metazoa; Arthropoda; Insecta; Hemiptera; Aleyrodidae.